AUGUCGUUCCAGCAAAAGGAAUUCUCCGACUUCCCUGCGCCGCCCCCGACCGGCACUCCGCCCGACUCGCCCAUCGCCCAGCCUUGGUAUUCGAUCGGACCGGGCAUCUGGGAACUGCUGCUCAACGGCGACAAAGACUCCCACCACAAGUCCCCCAUCACCCAUACGUAUGUGGAGGAGGUAUGCUUCCUGCAAGGCGGCUUGCGAGAUCUGACGCUGGGCCAAGAAUGGGGGGUGGGUGCCUACGCGUAUCGCAGGCCGGGCAUGAAGCAUGGGCCGUAUGAGGCAUCCGAUAAGGGAUGCUUGGAGUUUGUCAGGUUGAGUCCAGCCUGA
Molecule: messenger RNA, 333 nt
Organism: Aspergillus steynii IBT 23096
Lineage: Eukaryota; Fungi; Ascomycota; Eurotiomycetes; Eurotiales; Aspergillaceae
Exons: 2
Coding region: 1-333 (110 amino acids)
Source: RefSeq, a predicted model, not a curated record